AUGGUGAGAAUGGCGAGCAAUGAUUUAAAGACCUGGGUUUCGGACAAGCUGAUGGUGCUACUUGGCUAUUCACAAGCAGCUGUUGUUAAUUAUCUCAUUGCAAUGGAAUUUACAAAUGUGGUUGUGAUUUAUCUCCGUGCAGCUAAGAAAUCAAAAUCACCAACUGAACUUGUUGGAGAGUUGGUGGAUUACGGGUUUUCUUCUUCUGGUGAAACUCGUUCGUUUGCGGAAGAAAUUUUCAGCAGAGUUCCCCGUAAAUCUGCUGGCGUGAAUCUCUACCAACAACAAGAAGCAGAGGCAGCAAUGCUAGUGAGGAAGCAAAAGACAUAUGCUCUUCUAGAUGCUGAUGAUGAUGAAGACGAAGUUGUUGUGGAGAAAAAACCUCCAGCUUCUGAUUCAAGGAAGUCAGAUAAGGGCAAGAAAAGGUUUAGAAAGAAGAGUGGGCAGUCAGAUGACAGUGAUGGCGAGGCAUACUUGGCAACAGUGGCUGUUAGAGAGGACGAUAGACACGUUAGAAGAAAGGUUUCUGAAGACGAAGAUGAUGGUUCUGAGUCAGAAGAGGAAAGAUUGCGUGACCAACAGGAGAGAGAAGAACUGGAGCAGCAUUUAAGAGAUCGUGAUACUUCCCGGACACGAAAGCUAACAGAGCAAAAGAAAGUCUCGAGGCAAGAAUAUUUGAAGAAGAGGGAACAGAAGAAACUGGAUGAACUAAGGGAUGAGAUAGAAGAUGAACAAUAUCUUUUCGGAGGUGAAAAGCUCACAGAAACAGAGCUUCGUGAGUUUAGAUACAAGAAAGAACUCUAUGAUCUCGUGAAGAAAAGAACACAAGAUGAAGAUGACGUAGAAGAGUAUAGAAUUCCAGAUGCUUAUGAUGAUCAAGAGGGGGGUGUGGAUCAGGAGAAGAGGUUUGCUGUUGCUGUACAACGAUACAAGGACUUGGAUUCAACGGAGAAAAUGAAUCCAUUUGCAGAGCAAGAAGCUUGGGAGGACCACCAGAUUGGAAAAGCAACAUUAAAGUUUGGCUCAAAGAAUAAGCAAGCAUCAGAUGAUUAUCAGUUUGUGUUUGAGGACCAAAUAAAUUUCAUAAAGGAAUCUGUGAUGGCUGGUGAAAAUUAUGAAGAUGAUAUGCAUGCUAAAGAAACUCAAGAUGCGGCAGAGAAAACAGCUUUAGAGGAACUUCAGGAUGUCAGAAGAAGCCUGCCAAUUUACGCAUAUCGUGAGCAACUGCUUCAGGCUGUGGAAGAGCAUCAGGUUCUUGUCAUUGUGGGAGACACUGGUUCCGGGAAGACAACACAAAUACCACAAUAUCUCCAUGAAGCUGGUUACACAAAGCGCGGAAAGGUUGGUUGUACGCAGCCCCGAAGAGUUGCGGCUAUGAGUGUUGCUGCUCGUGUGGCUCAAGAGAUGGGUGUCAAACUCGGACAUGAGGUUGGCUAUUCCAUUCGAUUUGAGGACUGUACUUCAGACAAAACAGUUCUGAAGUAUAUGACUGAUGGAAUGCUUUUGCGUGAGCUGCUUGGCGAACCAGAUCUUGCCAGCUACAGUGUCGUUAUUGUGGAUGAAGCGCAUGAAAGGACCUUGUCAACCGAUAUACUGUUUGGAUUGGAUAUAGCGCGGUUUCGACCUGAUUUGAAGUUGUUGAUAUCUAGUGCUACAAUGGACGCAGAAAAGUUUUCGGAUUAUUUUGAUACAGCCCCGAUUUUUAGUUUCCCAGGAAGAAGGUUUCCGGUUGAAAUCAACUUCACAAGUGCACCUGAAGCUGAUUACAUGGACGCAGCAAUAGUUACUGUCCUUACGAUCCAUGUGAGGGAGCCACUUGGAGAUAUCUUGGUCUUCUUCACUGGUCAAGACGAAAUUGAGACUGCAGAAGAGAUCUUGAAGCACAGGAUAAGAGGUUUGGGUACGAAGAUCCGCGAAUUAAUUAUAUGCCCGAUUUACGCAAAUCUUCCAAGCGAACUCCAAGCAAAGAUAUUUGAGCCAACUCCAGAAGGAGCACGUAAAGUAGUCUUAGCAACAAAUAUCGCUGAAACGUCAUUGACCAUUGAUGGUAUAAAGUAUGUUGUUGAUCCUGGCUUUAGCAAGAUGAAGUCAUAUAACCCGAGAACCGGGAUGGAAUCUUUGCUUAUCACUCCUAUCUCUAAGGCUUCAGCAACUCAGCGAGCUGGUCGAGCUGGAAGAACAAGCGCGGGGAAGUGUUACCGUCUCUACACAGCGUUUAAUUACAACAACGACUUGGAGGAAAACACAGUGCCCGAAGUACAGAGGACGAAUCUUGCAAGUGUGGUGCUUGCUUUGAAGAGUCUCGGGAUUCACGAUCUGAUCAACUUUGAUUUCAUGGACCCUCCACCUGCUGAAGCACUUGUGAAGGCUCUAGAACUGCUUUUUGCUCUGGGUGCCUUAAAUAAGCUCGGUGAAUUGACCAAAGCUGGUAGAAGGAUGGCAGAGUUUCCCCUUGAUCCGAUGUUGUCGAAGAUGAUUGUUGUCUCUGACAAGUACAAGUGCUCAGAUGAGAUAAUAUCAAUCGCUGCUAUGUUGUCAAUCGGAGGCUCUAUCUUCUAUCGUCCCAAGGACAAACAGGUUCACGCAGACAAUGCAAGAAUGAAUUUCCACACUGGAAAUGUCGGUGACCACAUCGCUUUGCUAAAGGUUUACAGCUCAUGGAAAGAAACAAACUAUUCUACUCAGUGGUGCUACGAGAACUACAUUCAGGUACGGAGCAUGAAAAGAGCCAGAGACAUCCGUGACCAAUUAGAAGGACUUCUCGAGAGAGUGGAAAUAGAAAUCAGCUCGAACCUGAAUGAUAUGGACUCAGUUAAGAAAUCCAUUGUAGCUGGUUUUUUUCCUCAUACUGCGAAGCUGCAGAAGAAUGGAUCAUAUCGAACUGUGAAGCAUCCCCAAACAGUGCACAUACAUCCCAACUCAGGCUUAUCUCAGGUAUUGCCGAGAUGGGUUGUAUAUCAUGAACUAGUGCUUACCUCCAAGGAGUUUAUGCGACAGGUAACGGAGUUGAAACCAGAGUGGUUGAUUGAGUUAGCUCCUCACUACUACCAGCUCAAGGACGUUGAAGAUGCUGCAUCAAAGAAAAUGCCCAAAGGAGCUGGAAAAGCUGCAAUAGUCUACUUCAGAGAUGUAACGCUUCAGGGCGGUUUCAAGCCGGUCAGCGAAUGA
Messenger RNA from Thlaspi arvense, 3168 nucleotides. NCBI's taxonomy places the organism in Eukaryota, Viridiplantae, Streptophyta, Magnoliopsida, Brassicales, Brassicaceae. The record is from the annotation of a GenBank genome assembly.